This is a messenger RNA of Alnus glutinosa, 1904 nucleotides long. RefSeq lists its product as uncharacterized. NCBI's taxonomy places the organism in Eukaryota, Viridiplantae, Streptophyta, Magnoliopsida, Fagales, Betulaceae. The transcript is spliced from 2 exons. Bases 582 to 1802 code for a protein of 406 amino acids. The record is from RefSeq and is a predicted model, not a curated record.
UUCCAGAAAUAUUUUGUUGGGGAUAAAUCCCACUCAACCCGAUCCAAAGAGAAGAUUCAAAAGUCAAAUAGGUCCAAACAGAUAAGAAUAAUGAUAAGAUAAGAAUAAUGAUCACAUCAGAGGUCUAAGAAGAUAUCAGAUCAGAAGUCUAAGAAGAUGUCAGAUCAGAAGUCUAAGAAGAUAUCAGAUUGGAAGUCUAAGAAGAUAUCCAAUUAGAAGUCUAGUAAAUGAUUGAAGUCCAAUUAGAACUCGGACAGCAGUUCUAGAUCAAUAAGGAGCAGGAGUCCUAAUCCAGGUUUGACUCCACCUCUAUGCCUAUAAAUAGGCCCAUACCCCAGGUAUAAACGAAAGUCUCAAUUUUAUGCAUAGAGCAUUAUUUCUCUCACAGAAGCUAACUUAGGCAUCGGAGCGGGACCCCCGGAAGGGUCCCUAGUUUUUGUUGUUUUGCAGAAUCAUUGAGAAGCGUGGGGAACAUCAAAGGAACGUGCAGAUUCACACCAUACCGGAAACUGUACCAACAGUUUGGCGCCGUCUGUGGGAAACGAUUAUUCGUUCCUCAUAAAAGAAAAAGAAGAUCCAGCAUGGUGAUGAACACACGUUCCGGAAGCCAGACCAAUCGACAGCCCGUGGCCCCACAGGAACCGGCUAUUCAGAAUAAUUUGCAGCCUCCACCGAACCCUCCCCCGGGGGGUGGAGAUCAAGAUCGCAUAGCAGCGUUGGAAGCCCAGAUUGAAGACUUAAAUGCAGAAUUGUUACGCAUGAGGACGAGACAGCCCAAUCCCGAGAUGAACAGGGAUGAGCGUGAGGAAGAAGAUCACAAUAGCAACAUUAAUCCUCGGAGGGAGGAUGACCGCCAAGGAGAUCUGAGCAGAAUUAUUGCCGAGCUGGAGAGAAGGUGCACGUACAUGGAGAUGGAAAGAAAGGACAAAGGCAGAUCCGUAAUGGUGGACAAGCUCCUAAUGGGUACAGACUCACCCUUCACCAGACGGGUGGCAGACUAUCAGCUUCCCGAUAAGUUUAAGGUACCCCAAAUUCUAAGUUAUGCAGGAGACAGAGAUCCCUUGGAUCACCUAGAGAAUUUCAAAGCUCAUCUAGACCUUCACGGGACACCCGAUGAAGUAGCAUGUCGGGCCUUCCCUCUUACUCUUUCGGGGAAUGCCCGAGACUGGUUCAGGAAGCUGCCCCCGAAUUCCGUUGAUCAGUUCAAGGAAUUGUCCAAGAUAUUCCUAACGGAGUUCUUGGCUUUCCGGACAAGGAAGAAGCCUUCGGGAUAUUUGCUAUCAUUGCACCAGCAAGGCAAUGAGAGUCUUAAGGAGUUUAUGGCUCGGUUCAACCGAGAGAAGGCUACGGUCGAAGAUCCGACCGAGGAUAUGAUUUUUGCUGCCAUUUAUCAGGGAAUUUCACCCGAGGAGCCUUUGAUGAAGAAGUUGAUCCGGAAGCAACCGAGUACCUUGCAGGGCCUCAUGGAUAAGGUAGAAGAAUUCAUCAAUCAGGAAGAGACGCUGAAGUCUAUGGCCAGUUCUAGACUACCUCGAGAGACAGCCCCAGAAAAGAAAAGGAAAGAACUCAAGAAAGCUGAUUGGGAAGAGCAGAGACAGGUAAAGAAGUUCAAAGAUUACAACUUUACACCUCUCAAUGCCGAGAUAUCAGAAGUCCUCAUGGAGAUCAAGAGAGAUCCGGCGUUUCGGGAACCGCAAAAGAUACCAGGACUAUCAGCCCCGAGAUCAACAGCCACGGGAUUACUAUCCCCGAGACCGUCCUCAGCUAGACGAAAGGCAUCAAGAGAAUGCUCCCCGAGAUGACAUAGAAAGAAGAGAGGACCGAAGAAGCAGAAGCCCACAGCAUAGAGAGCCGAGGCAACAGCAGUAUCUGCCCGUGAUCCCAUAAAAAGGACUCUCGGGAAU